AUGUCAAAUACAGUGGAGAAAAUCGGUGUGACUGUGGCAUCUGGAGAGUUCCUAGUUGGGGUUUUAGCCAAUGGCUUCAUUGGAAUUAUGAACUGUAUGGACUGGCUCAAGACUAGAAAAAUUUCCCCCUUGAAUUUUAUCCUCACUAGCUUAGCCAUCUUCAGAACUGGUCUGUUAGGAAUCCUAACAUCACAUGUCUUUUUCAUCUCAUUCUAUUAUUCUUCAUAUACCUUCAGCAAACUGAAAAACUUGAAUAUCAUAUGGACUUUGGCCAACAAUGUCUGUGCCUGGUUCUCUGCCUGCCUCAGUGCUGUCUAUUUCUUCAAAAUCGCCAACUUUUCCCAUCCUAUCUUCCUCUGGCUGAAAUGGAGGAUUAAUAGGGGAGUCCUCGGGGUGCUCCUGUCAUGCUGUUUUUUCUCCUUUUUCUUUUUCCUUACAGUAACAUUGAUGAAUGAAACCUACCAAGCUAUUAAUUUAGGAAACAAAACAAUCUUGAAUCAGAAGAUCCAAGAAUGUAAACCCCACAUCUUUCUCCUCCUGAUAUUCUUUGCUAUAGGGGAUAUGACACCCUUUGUUUUGUCCUUGAUCUUCUGUUUCCUCCUGAUUCUGUCACUUUGGAGGCACAUUUGGAAGAUGCAGCUCAAUACCAAAAGUUCCAGAGAUCCCAGCACAGAGGCUCAUGUGAAGGUCCUGAUAUCCAUGGUCUCUUUCCUUUUCCUUUCUGUUCUCUAUUAUGUGGGCAUGAUCUUAAUAUUUUCAAAUGUUUCAGUGUCAAAAAGGAAGCAUUGUGUACUAUUUAUUUUGAUAACUAUGACUAUUUACCCUAUGGCACACUCUAUUGUUCUGAUUGUGGGACACAGCAAGCUAAGGCUGACUGCCCUAAAGGUGUUAUGGAAGCUAAGAAUCUGCUGUAAGAGUUAA
Molecule: messenger RNA, 921 nt
Organism: Sarcophilus harrisii (Tasmanian devil)
Lineage: Eukaryota; Metazoa; Chordata; Mammalia; Dasyuromorphia; Dasyuridae
Product: taste receptor type 2 member 7-like
Biological process (GO): detection of chemical stimulus involved in sensory perception of bitter taste; sensory perception of taste; G protein-coupled receptor signaling pathway
Cellular component (GO): membrane
Molecular function (GO): bitter taste receptor activity; G protein-coupled receptor activity
Source: RefSeq, a predicted model, not a curated record